CACCCGGCGGCGACUGAGACCGGUGGCGGCUGCGGAGCCGGCAUCGCAGGCGGGCGGAGCGGAGCUGCCCGGCUCGGUGGCGGGCGAUGCCCCCUUGAGCCUCUCUCGCCGCCCCUCCCCGCCCCGCGUCCCUACCCUCUUUGGACUCCGCGCCCGCCUGGGGCCGGGCCGCGCCUACCGCCGGGUCCGCGGGGCGGGGUCCCGGGGCAGCACCUGCCCCGCCUUGCGGAGCCUCUCGGGGCCUCUGCGAACCCCUCUUCCUGGUUGGACCCCGGCCCCACCUCCGGAGUCAAACUAAUACACAGCACUGCCAUUUGUUUGCUGGUUCACUUCCCAAUUGCUCACUGCAUUCAGGAUUGGAUUAGUGCCAAGUCUGGAGCUGGGCUUCAGUUGGAGUCUCCGUUGUGAGGUUGCCUGAGGCCCUGCCACCCCGGGGACCAUGUUCAACGGGGAGCCGGGUCCGGCCUCGGCUGGGACUUCCAGGAACGUGGUGCGGAGCUCCAGCAUCAGCGGCGAGAUCGGAUCCCAGCAGGCUGGGAGCGGGGCCGGGACCACCACAGCCAAGAAGAGACGCAGCAGCCUGGGCGCUAAGAUGGUGGCCAUCGUGGGCCUGACUCAGUGGAGCAAGAGUACCCUUCAGCUUCCCCAGCCUGAAGGGACCACCAAGAAGCUGCGCAGCAACAUCCGCCGAAGCACCGAGACCGGCAUCGCCGUGGAGAUGCGCAGCCGGGUCACGCGCCAGGGCAGCCGCGAGUCCACGGAUGGGAGUACCAACAGCAACAGCUCGGACGGCACGUUCAUCUUCCCCACCACACGGCUCGGGGCUGAGAGCCAGUUCAGCGAUUUCCUGGAUGGGUUGGGCCCAGCCCAGAUUGUGGGGCGGCAGACGCUGGCGACACCACCCAUGGGAGACGUGCACAUCACCAUCACUGACCGGAGUGGCCAGCUGGAGGUGGAGGUGAUCGAAGCCCGGGGUCUGACCCCCAAACCAGGCUCCAAAUCCCUUCCAGCCACCUAUAUCAAGGCCUACCUGCUUGAGAAUGGGGCCUGCCUGGCCAAGAAAAAGACCAAGAUGGCCAAGAAGAGCUGCGAUCCCCUGUACCAGCAGGCUCUGCUCUUUGAUGAAGGACCCCAGGGCAAGGUGCUGCAGGUGAUCGUCUGGGGCGACUACGGCCGCAUGGACCACAAGUGCUUCAUGGGCAUGGCCCAGAUCAUGCUGGAUGAGCUGGACCUGAGUGCUGCGGUCACCGGCUGGUACAAACUCUUCCCCACCUCCUCGGUGGCAGACUCCACGCUUGGCUCCCUUACCCGGCGCCUGUCCCAGUCCUCCCUAGAGAGUGCCACCAGCCCCUCAUGCUCUUAAGGACCUCAGGAAAGGAGGCCGGGAUGGCAGUGGGGGAAGGGCGGUGUCAACUGGCCCUGCCUCCCCCCCUGUACAUAACCUUCAUAUCUCUCUGGACCCUUGCCCUGCUGCAUGCCUGUUGGCUCCUGGGCUCGCCCCAGCUGGCAGUGGACACUGUGGUGUGUCUGUGUGUGUGUCUGUGUGUAUGUGUGUGUAUGUGUGUGUGUGUGUAUGUGACUUUUUUUUUUGUCCUUUGAUCUGGGUACACAGUCUGUCCAGGUGAGUACCCAGUCUGAAAUCCUUGUCUCUUUGUAUCUUGUCGCAAAGAAACCCAAAAGAGUGUUGUAAGGACAUGUCACCCCAAAGCACCUGCUGGGGUCAAGUGGGGGAACGCUGCUCUUGUUGAACCUACCUGGGCGCGUGCCUGCUGCUUCCUCUUGAUUUUCUGACUUGUCUGUUGUCCCACCUGUUGCCUCCCCCAGCACUGCUGCUGUUUCUUGAAGAAUGUAGCACCCACUGCAGCUGGCUACCCCAAGACCCUAUGGGUUCCUCUUUACCUGCCUCCCCUCCACCCACCAGCCGCUUGGCAGCUCUCCCCUCUCUCCUGAAAGCGUCAUGCACAUAUGGCAUGCCCUUCCUGCACCCUGGCCAGG
Ochotona princeps (American pika) is the source of this 1995-nucleotide messenger RNA. It is a transcript of the gene RIMS3, whose product is annotated as regulating synaptic membrane exocytosis 3. Lineage: Eukaryota; Metazoa; Chordata; Mammalia; Lagomorpha; Ochotonidae. The coding region runs from base 440 to 1363 and encodes 307 amino acids. Gene Ontology annotation, cellular component: presynaptic membrane; cytoskeleton of presynaptic active zone. Gene Ontology annotation, molecular function: transmembrane transporter binding; small GTPase binding. The transcript has 8 exons. The record is from RefSeq and is a predicted model, not a curated record. Gene Ontology annotation, biological process: calcium ion-regulated exocytosis of neurotransmitter; regulation of membrane potential; positive regulation of synaptic transmission.